Sipha flava (yellow sugarcane aphid) is the source of this 934-nucleotide messenger RNA. RefSeq lists its product as uncharacterized. The transcript has 2 exons. The record is from RefSeq and is a predicted model, not a curated record. Bases 397 to 756 code for a protein of 119 amino acids. NCBI's taxonomy places the organism in Eukaryota, Metazoa, Arthropoda, Insecta, Hemiptera, Aphididae.
UAAGAUAUGUUUGAUUUAUGAGCAAUGUGAUUGGUUGAUGAAUUUUGCUCCGGAUCGUCUUGUGAUAAUGUAUUAUCUUGUAGCCGCAUCACAGGCGUCACAUCCACUGAUUGUUUUUCAUUUCUCGUAAUCGAUAUUGGUACACACACAAUCUUAUAUUAUUCCAUGACGAUACCGUUGUCGUUCCACGUCAUCGGUACAGCCAAACGCUGCUGGAUCGCCGAAACACGUUCUAUCGAAUACAGACUAUUGUGUGCACUGUUGGUGUGAGUUGUCUUCGGGAGUCCGUCGUGCUGUUGACGUUGGUCAUUUCGUCGUCAUUCUUCAACGCUACCGAUCAUCGUGCCUUGCUAACGCAGUUAGUCCGACGCUGUUUAUUAUAUUUGCGUUUCAGCCAUGGCAUGCACACCGUCGACUUCAAACGAAUGUAUGAGUGAUGAUUUUAAUCGAUCGCUAGCUGAUCUGAUUAAUCUUAUGGAAAGAUUUACCGAUUACAAACUUUACAAAGAUCGAUUGAAAACAUUUAUCAAUGUUUUGACUUCAAGAUAUAUUGACGGCGAGAGAAUGUCAAGAGCAGGAUUAUAUUUUAUUGGCCCGUAUAAUCGGGUACAAUGUGCAUACUGUUUAAAAAGAUUUGUAGGAUGGGUGGUAGAUAAUCCUGAUCCAGAUGAUUUUCAUAAAGAAUUAUCACCUAACUGUGAAUAUUACACAAAUCCUGAAUGUAAGUUACUUAUGAUUAAGGUUCGGAAGUUAUAGGCAUUGCAUAUUGCUCUGUAUGCUCUCGAUUUAUAGCAGACCAAGUUAGAAAUCCGAGCUAUACAAUGUAGAGUUUAAAAAUUGAAAAUUAAAAAUGCAUAUUAUAUAUUUUUUUUAUUGUCUACUAUGAAUUUGACGAAAAUAUUGGUGGUUCAAUGCAACAACUUAACAGGUAUUA